ACGGAGGCGCGGGUCGGCACGCGGGGCGGGCGAGAGCUGGGCGGCCCUUACGACGACGCGCCAGCGGACCGCGGUGCCCCGCCCGCCCCCUGCGGCGGCACCCUGCUCGACGACGAAGGGGCGCGGGCAGCCCUGCGGGAGAGGCUGGCGGCGGCGCGGGACCGCUUCGAUGCGACGUCGCCGGCGGCCCCCGCCGCGGCCGCGGGACCGGCCGCUGUCGAGGAGGCGCCCAGCGAGGGUGAGGUCAAGAAGAGGAGCCUCGCGGAGGUGCUCGCCGAGCGCUCGGCGAAGGUCGCCAAAGGCUCGGGCGCGGAGCCGGCCCGCGCGGCUAGCGAGCAGACGGCAGCGGCUGCGGCCAGCGGAGGCGCGGCGGGCGACGGCGCGACUGGCGACGGCGCUAAUCGCGGUCCUCAAGAGCUCGGCAGCGCAGGGCUCGCGACCAAGCGAGCGCACUGCAGCAAGCUGGCACAGGAGCCGCCUGGAAAGCUGUCGGAGACGACGUUGGCUCAGAUGGCGGACUUCCUCGGAGCAGCGGAGGAAGAGUCGUCAGUGGAUCCGGCGUCGGCGUGGGCGUUGAGGCACCUGCCGCAGAACCAAGUGCGCCGGAUCGGACUGGCGACCUGCCGAGAGAUGAGGACGCUGGUGGAGGCAACCGACGACCUGCCCCAGGGGAAGAUUCCGCAGGCGCUGGACCUGCUGACCCAGCGCCUGAAGGUAGCGCAG
Prorocentrum cordatum is the source of this 723-nucleotide messenger RNA. NCBI's taxonomy places the organism in Eukaryota, Dinophyceae, Prorocentrales, Prorocentraceae. The record is from the annotation of a GenBank genome assembly.